AUGGUAAAAUCAAUUGCAGUAUUUGGUGGAAACGGGUUUCUUGGACGUAAAAUAUGUGAGGUGGGAGUUCGAAGAGGCUAUGAUGUGACAUCUUUUUCCAGACAUGGUGAACCACCUGAAGCAGUAGUACACCAACCAUGGGUUGCCAAAGUAAAUUGGGAACAGGCCGAUAUUUUCCAGCCAUUGACAUAUCAAGAUAAGUUGAAAAAUUAUAGUACCAUUGUUCAUUCAAUAGGUAUAUUGUUUGAAAACCAAUCAUAUAAAAAGGCCAUGAAUUCAAACUUUAAUUUUUUGAGUGAUAUCCAAAACUUGGCAAACAAUAUAAUGGGAAGCAACCCAAUGCAAAAAGAUAACGUGAAGAGUACAUACGCUGCAAUUCAGCGUGAUUCAGCAGUCGUAUUGGCUGACAACUAUAUUAAAUCCAAGGCUGAACCUCCACGCAACUUUGUUUAUGUGUCUGCUGACAAAGUUCCCCCAUUAGUUCCUGAAGAAUAUAUCACUACGAAAAGGGAGGCUGAAUUUGAAUUAAGCUGUAAAAAGGGGUUACGGAGUAUAUUUUUGAGACCGGGAGCAAUGUAUGAUGAAACUCACGAGGGUGGACUAACAACAAGAGAUGUUUUAUUACGGGGUUUGAGAUUUGGUGUUGGGUUAAAAGAAUGUAUUGUUGGGAAACAUAUAGCAGGAGACCUCGUUAGGCCAGUGGUCUCAACUGAACAAGUUGCAGAGUCUUUAUAUGAUGCAUUAGACGAUAAAGAGUUUGAAGGUGUGGUCACGGUUGAACAAAUACAGAGUAAAAAAUAA
Molecule: messenger RNA, 801 nt
Organism: Candida albicans SC5314
Lineage: Eukaryota; Fungi; Ascomycota; Pichiomycetes; Serinales; Debaryomycetaceae
Product: ubiquinone biosynthesis protein
Exons: 1
Coding region: 1-801 (266 amino acids)
Cellular component (GO): mitochondrion
Molecular function (GO): protein-containing complex binding
Source: RefSeq, a predicted model, not a curated record